Talaromyces stipitatus ATCC 10500 is the source of this 414-nucleotide messenger RNA. Its product is annotated as prefoldin subunit 4, putative. The record is from RefSeq and is a predicted model, not a curated record. The transcript has 4 exons. Gene Ontology annotation, biological process: protein folding. Bases 1 to 414 code for a protein of 137 amino acids. Gene Ontology annotation, cellular component: cytoplasm; prefoldin complex. Lineage: Eukaryota; Fungi; Ascomycota; Eurotiomycetes; Eurotiales; Trichocomaceae.
AUGCUACAACAUCGAAUGUUAUCAAAAGACGAAGAAGCCGCAACCGGCUCUGAGGAUACAGAAGUCCGUCGCGAAGAUCAGGACAGAAUCAAUCGGUUUAGUAGACUGCAUCAACGAGAGACCGUGCUUGAGGAGAGGUUGAAAGCGAAGCAAAAAGAUAAAGAAGACCUCGAAGAAGUCUCGACUGAAUUAGAACUAGCGGAUGAAGACGAAUUAGUUCCAUACAAAAUAGGAGACUCAUUCGUGCAUCUCCCCCUCGAGCAAGCACAGUCCCUUUUGUCCACAUCCACAGACGAAAUCGACAAUGAAGUCUCUCGUUUAGAGGAUCAAUUGGGCGAAAUACGCGAGGAGUUGAGCGGUCUGAAAGCUGCGCUUUAUGCGCGGUUUGGAAAGGCUAUUAAUUUGGAUGUUUGA